Porites evermanni is the source of this 8823-nucleotide messenger RNA. The record is from the annotation of a GenBank genome assembly. Lineage: Eukaryota; Metazoa; Cnidaria; Anthozoa; Scleractinia; Poritidae.
CAUGAUAUCUUCUAGCUUCGUGGUAGAUCUGUGCUCUCGCAUUAUUACUUUAGAGAAAAUACGGAGGAAAUAUGGAUACUAAUGAUGCCUUAAACUCAAGGGAAAACUCUUCUGAAGACGAAACAGGUUCAGACGAAGACAAGGACGAUAUUGUAAGUUGUAUAUGGUGUGUAUCAAUUAAAAUGUACCCGUUGCCAACCGAUCUUAUAAGUGUGUAAAGUCACGUAAAACCCGCGAGUUUAAUCGUACUAUAUUUUUGUCUUGAUUUCAGGCGCAUCUUAAAGAAGGUCAGUAACCCAACCUUCUCAGAUCCAACUUAUAAAAAUAUCUUGAAAACUUAAACUUGGAAACGAUCAACUCUAAUUGCUCGAUCAACUUUUAUUAUUAAUCAUACAACAGUCUCUAUAGAAUUCUUGGUGUCAGUGUGUUUUAAAGCUGAAUUGAUGUCAACGAUUAAGUUUCUAUUAUUUACAUCAGAUAAGUAAAAAAUGCCCUGAAAAUAGAAAAAGCUUCCCGGAGCGUUUUCAACUUCUUGGUUUGCAACCACGUGACUAGGCGGCCAUGUUGGAUUUCAAAACUGCAAUUUUUUUCACACAAUUUGUAUGAAAAAAGGGAGUUUUCAGCUNAUUGGAAAACCCAGUUCCCAUGUUCUCAAAAACACUUCUAAACUUAUCACAACCUUUCAACUUUGCUGAAAACUGGAGAAUGUCGUCUUUGGACAAGGAAGGCUGGGGCCGAGAAUUGGAACCAGUCCCUCCCGCCCUAUUAAUAACUAAAAUGGCUGCCGAAGUUUAUCAAGGAAUACAUGAUAUCUUCUAGCUUCGUGGUAGAUCUGUGCUCUCGCAUUAUUACUUUAGAGAAAAUACGGAGGAAAUAUGGAUACUAAUGAUGCCUUAAACUCAAGGGAAAACUCUUCUGAAGACGAAACAGGUUCAGACGAAGACAAGGACGAUAUUGUAAGUUGUAUAUGGUGUGUAUCAAUUAAAAUGUACCCGUUGCCAACCGAUCUUAUAAGUGUGUAAAGUCACGUAAAACCCGCGAGUUUAAUCGUACUAUAUUUUUGUCUUGAUUUCAGGCGCAUCUUAAAGAAGGUCAGUAACCCAACCUUCUCAGAUCCAACUUAUAAAAAUAUCUUGAAAACUUAAACUUGGAAACGAUCAACUCUAAUUGCUCGAUCAACUUUUAUUAUUAAUCAUACAACAGUCUCUAUAGAAUUCUUGGUGUCAGUGUGUUUUAAAGCUGAAUUGAUGUCAACGAUUAAGUUUCUAUUAUUUACAUCAGAUAAGUAAAAAAUGCCCUGAAAAUAGAAAAAGCUUCCCGGAGCGUUUUCAACUUCUUGGUUUGCAACCACGUGACUAGGCGGCCAUGUUGGAUUUCAAAACUGCAAUUUUUUUCACACAAUUUGUAUGAAAAAAGGGAGUUUUCAGCUGCAAAUGAUCAUUGUGCUAAUUAUCCUUUUUGUGAUAAUGGCAUAUCCUUGAGGCCAUCUCAGGUGGGGUGGGGGUGGGGGGGAGGUAGAGUCUUUUGUCUGAAUUUCAAAACCAGUUGUUUUGCUUAUUGAGGGGGAGACCACGUUGCUGUUGGAAUCUAUUUAUCAUAAUUAAGAUUGUCCUUGUUGCUGCCACAGUUUCAACCCAUCGUUAGUUGUUUGUUGCCAUUUCAUCUGUCUAAUUAGCAGUAACUGCUUUUUCCCAUCAACUUUCAUUGAUGCCCUGGGUCAGUUUACUUACAUCCAUUCUUGAAUGACCAAAGCAAGAGUGCUUGCCAAAAGCUCUUUAAAUUGAGAAAUUGAUAGGAAACUGGAGAAUUGCAGUGAAAAACACUGUUCUAAUUGGACAAGCAAUUUUUUCUCAGAUGAACUGGUUAGAGCUUCUUUCUCCACACAAUUUAUAAUGUGGCCUUUCUGUUAGUAUACCUCAGUAUGUAUGUAUCAGGUUUUUUCAGCCUAGGUCAACUUUUAAGAACCUAGUUUAUUUUUAAAUCAACCAACAUGUAGGGUAGGUUAUUUCAAUUCUAUCAACUGUCCUUUAACGAUGACAUUUGGCUGUUGUCCGGGAUUCCUUAGCUCUCACAUGUAUUUUUGUUCUGCUUUUCAUAGAAUUAUCUGCGAUUCCUUUCUGUGACCUCGAGGCCCUUAAACAUAAAGUUGGCUCCAAAAGGUACACAUGCUAUUUUGCUUUGAUUAAACCUCGUUUAUGUAAAAAGUUCAAAGAUGGCAGAGAAGUACAGCAAAAAUAAAGGGUUGUGUGGAAUAGGAUGGAUUAAGAGUCUGGUACCAUGAUCAGAAGUCACUUGGGAGUUGAGCUGGUUAGCUUGGACAUGUGUUAAGUCAAUCGUACUUAAUGAUGAAUUACAGAACAGUUCUUUUCUUGUUAUGAGCCUCCUACAAUGUAACUUUUUCUUCACAUGAACAAUGGUCAGUGGUGGUGCGGAAGAUCAGUUACAUGUUUUAUCUGGGCUAGAACUCCCAGCUUCUGUGCUUAUGAAUUAAAAACAUCAUCUUUAUGUAUAGCCCGUGGUUAGAAAGACUAAAGCCAAUUUUUCAAGCCCUAAUUUUUAUAUUAUUUAGAAUAUAAAUGCAUUGUAUUGAACUGAUAUCAUAAUCUUAAGAUUGACUUGUGUGACAAUAACAGUCAUGUUUGUUUUUGACCAAACAAUGCUAUUUUUCUAACUGAAGAUAUAAUAAAGCAAUCCAUGGCCUCUUCGAAAAGGAAGGUAGCAGUUCAAAAGUUCCAAAGAGAGAAAACAGGAAUAGGUAAGAGUUGCAUGAUUAUAUACCACAAGUUUAUUAACCAAAUGGACAAGGUUUGAUAAGUUAAUUAUUAUAUGGCCUUUUUAGCACUAUUCUUAAAAUGAAUACGAUAAAAAACACUGGAAGUUUUUCUCAACAUCCAUGCACAAGAGGUCAUUUGAGGUCGUGUUUGAAACUGAACUGAAGUGAACCUGGCUAUGGGAUCAAAACCACAAGACAGUUUCUUUGACGAUGGGAAAAUCAUGAACUGAGUCUGCAAUCAUUUAAAGCCAAUAACUUUAAAAAAUAAGUCACUUCAAUGAAAUGUACACCUGUGCCCGUAAUAAAAACAUAUGACACUGGUCACUGGAUACCCUUUUUGAGAGCUGUCAAUUGACCAGGAGGUGAAUGUCCAUUACUAUCAAGCUAAACACAGGUUGUACAUGUAUAUGCCUUGGACAUCUAGCUAGUAAUGCUGGAUCAUUNUAACUGAAGAUAUAAUAAAGCAAUUCAUGGCCUCUUCGAAAAGGAAGGUAGCAGUUCAAAAGUUCAAAAGAGAGAAAACAGGAAUAGGUAAGAGUUGCAUGAUUAUAUACCACAAGUUUAUUAACCAAAUGGACAAGGUUUGAUAAGUUAAUUAUUAUAUGGCCUUUUUAGCACUAUUCUUAAAAUGAAUACGAUAAAAAACACUGGAAGUUUUUCUCAACAUCCAUGCACAAGAGGUCAUUUGAGGUCGUGUUUGAAACUGAACUGAAGUGAACCUGGCUAUGGGAUCAAAACCACAAGACAGUUUCUUUGACGAUGGGAAAAUCAUGAACUGAGUCUGCAAUCAUUUAAAGCCAAUAACUUUAAAAAAUAAGUCACUUCAAUGAAAUGUACACCUGUGCCCGUAAUAAAAACAUAUGACACUGGUCACUGGAUACCCUUUUUGAGAGCUGUCAAUUGACCAGGAGGUGAAUGUCCAUUACUAUCAAGCUAAACACCGGUUGUACAUGUAUAUGCCUUGGACAUCUAGCUAGUAAUGCUGGAUCAUUACAAGAAAAUAAUGUCCGCUUAACAGCCAAUCAGAGUGCACGUACUAUUGUAACUGUAUGAUAAAGAUUUGUAGUAUGUGAUGAAGGGUUGACAGUUAUAGAUACAGAGACCACAUGUAUUCAUUCACACAAUGACAAUAAUUUCAAUCAGCAGAUUUGACUGGUCCUUAGAAAUGUUAAAUCACAUUUGCAAUAUUAUUCACAGUGAGGACUCCAGACAAUGACUAUUGACAAAAGUAUAAGAAUAGUAAAUUAAUCAAAGUACUUAUUCCUGUUAUGUACAAAAACAAGGUUAGUAAUAAUAUCUUAAAGAUAAUAUCAUACAGGUAGUUAGUUUUAGUUAAACUUUUGUAAACAUUGUUUAUGUCCUGCUUUCUAGGCCCAGAGAAAUGUCAUCAAAGAAGCAAGUACCUCGCUUAAGACAAGUGAUCCCAGUUAAAAAACGAGUGAGUUGAAAUUUUUUUGUAACGUUCUUUUAAAUGAAUUGUAAAGGUAAUGGUGUUAAAGAAAUCAACAACUUGCACACUGUUGAGAAGACAGACACUAUUUAACCAGAGCUGGUUGCACAUGGAAUAACUCUAAAAAGAUUUACUGUUUGAUACAUGAGCUUUUAUUUAUAGGUGAACAGGGAUCCUAGGUUUGAUGAGCUGUCAGGGCAUUUUAACCAGGAAAAGUUUGAUAAGGCAUAUUCAUUUCUAACUGACAUAAAAGCAAAUGAAAAGAAGGUGAGUGUAUUGGAACCUGUUUCUCAUUAACAGGGCAUUGCUAAACUAAAUUGACUAUCCUGAAUGUGAUUGUCAAGCUGAGUGCAGUCCUUGCUUAAUAUACAUUGUAAGGUGAAUUGGCUCUCAUCUCAACAUCAAUCAUAAAGAAAAAUUAACUUCUACCCCAAAUAAUUAGCAAUGUUUUUGUUAAUUGAUUUUUGUGUGAAGUGUAAAUAAGGAAUGAAUCUUCAUGAAACAUACUGUGCAUGCCAAGUUGAAGCUUACUGUUGUUAUGUAUUUUAAACAUUUCACUGUAAGCAAAAAAAUGUUACUUAUCUCAAUCACCCGAUGUUGAUGACGUUUCAUAAAGUGUCAUUAUAUUCUUAGUGAUUGCGUGGCAUUGACUCCAAUGCAUUGAUUGAUCUCCUCUCAGAAAUCCAUGUAUUUUUUACAUGAUGAAUGAUCUAUUUCAAUAUUUCUACCAGCAACUGCAAAAAGAGUUACAGAAAACCAAACAACCAGAGAGAAAACAGCAGCUGGAAUCUCUGCUAAAGAGAAUGGUAAGUUCUGAAUGUUCCAAGUAAUUAUACAUGUAUUAAUGUUCUGUGUAAAGGAAGGCUCAGUAAUUCCAGUCCACAGAUUUAGGAAGUCAGAUGUCAUGUCCUGUAUUUGGUGUUAAUAUUUAAGCCAAAGGAUAGUAGAUCACCACAGUAAAACACGUGACUAAGAAACUACAUUUUCCCAAGUUAGCCUAAACCACGCCAGUUCAGUUACAUACAUGUAAAAAUUAAUGGUAAUAAGCACAGUCUUAGGCUAUGUAGGUUAUUUAAAAAUAGGUUCUUAUUUUCUAAAAAAAAAAUACAUUAAAGUCAAGAGUAUUUUGUGGAUAUUCAGCUAAUUCCUGGUACAAAAUCUGCAUACAUUAGAUCAGGGUUGUCAAAAUGUGCCAGCAACCGGCGCUAUCACCACCUACUUUAAGGUUUUUGCCUGCUGUAAAUUAUUAAACAGAAGCGAAAAAAAAUGAAUGAUUAAAAAACUUGUAAAAUAGGAAAAGAAAAAGAACAUUAAUCAUGAUCUCCACCUUCUUUUUUGUGAGGCACCUUCCCUACCAAGGAAAACACAUAUCCCUAGUGAUAAGUGUUCCCCUACCCUGAAAACCGUAUCCCUAGUGAUAUGUGUUCCCCCACCCGGGAAACACAUAUCCCUAGUGAUAUGUGUUCCGCCACCUGGGAAACACAUAUCCCUAGUGAUAUGUGUUCCCCCACCCGGGAAACACAUAUCCCUAGUGAUAUGUGUUCCGCCACCUGGGAAACACAUAUCCCUAGUGAUAUGUGUUCCCCCACCCGGGAAACACAUAUCCCUAGUGAUAUGUGUUCCCCCACCCGGGAAACACAUAUCCCUAGUGAUAUGUGUUCCCCUACCUGGGAAACACAUAUCCCUAGUGAUAUGUGUUCCCCUACCUGGGAAACACAUAUCCCUAGUGAUAUGUGUUCCCCUACCUGGGAAACACAUAUCCCUAGUGAUAUGUGUUCCCCUACCUGGGAAACACAUAUCCCUAGUGAUAUGUGUUCCCCUACCUGGGAAACACAUAUCCCUAGUGAUAUGUGUUCCCCUACCUGGGAAACACAUAUCCCUAGUGAUAUGUGUUCCCCUACCUGGGAAACACAUAUCCCUAGUGAUAUGUGUUCCCCUACCUGGGAAACACAUAUCCCUAGUGAUAUGUGUUCCCCUACCUGGGAAACACAUAUCCCUAGUGAUAUGUGUUCCCCUACCUGGGAAACACAUAUCCCUAGUGAUAUGUGUUCCCCUACCUGGGAAACACAUAUCCCUAGUGAUAUGUGUUCCCCUACCUGGGAAACACAUAUCCCUAGUGAUAUGUGUUCCCCCACUUGGAAAACACGUAUCCCUAGUGAUAUGUGUUCUCCCACUUGGAAAACACGUAUCUCUAGUGAUAUGUGUUCUCCCACUUGGAAAACACGUAUGCCUAGUGAUAUGUGUUCCUCCACCUGGGAAACACAUAUCCCUAGUGAUAUGUGUUCCUCCACCUGGGAGACACUUAUCAAUAGUGAUAUGUGUUUCCCCACCUGGGAAACACAUAUCCCUAGUGAUAUGUGUUCCCCCACCUGGGAAAGACAUAUCCCUAGUGAUAUGUGUUCCCCUACCUGGGAAACACAUAUCCCUAGUGAAAUGUGUUCCCCCACCUUGGAAACAUAUAUCCCUAGUGAUAUGUGUUUCCUCACCUGGGAAACACAUAUCCCUAGUGAUAUGUGUUCCCCUACCUGGGAAACACAUAUCCCUAGUGAUAUGUGUUUCCUCACCUAGGAAACACAUAUCGCUAGUUAAAUUUGUUCCCCCACUUUGGAAACACAUAUCCCUAGUGAUAUUUGUUCCCCCACAUUGAAAACACAUAUCAAUAGUGAUAUGUGUUCUCCCACCUGGGAAACACAUAUCCCAAGUGAUAUUUGUCCCCCACCUGGAAAACACGUAUCCUUAGUGAUAUGUGUUCCCCCAUCUGGGAAACACGUAUCCCUAGUGAUAUGUGUUCCCCCACCUGGAAAACAUGUAUCCCUAGUGAUAUGUGUUCCCCCACCUGGGAAACACAUAUCAAAAGCGAUAUGUCUUUCCCUACCGCCCCCGCCGGAAAACACAUGCCGGCUGCUUUAUGUUAUUCUCCUGCUACCUAAAAUCUUUUUGACAACCCUGCAUUACAUGGCAGUUGGAGAGAUAAGACACCUAUGUCUCCAAAGGGGAUUAUGAAUGUUGAGUUAUCUUAUUUACCUAACUGUACAAAGUUUUGUUUUAUCUAUUUUAGAAAAUAAGAACCUGUUUCAAAUUUUAGGCUUACAGCAGGUUCUUGUAUGGAGGGGGCCUAACUGGCAAAUUUUAGCCUAACAGGGUUUUAAAAACCAUGUUCUUAGUCAUGGGUUUUUACUGUAUCAGAGAGAAACUGGUCGAUAGUGAUGAACCAAAAUUUUUUUUUUCUUGCAGAAAUGUCACCAUUUUUGCAAUAGAUGCUUGUUCCCCUGCUAUAUUAUUUUGUUUUCACUUGUUGUUGUUUGGUCUCUGAACAUUGUAACUAUAUUUUCAGGAACAACAAGAGGCAGCCAAAAAGACUCAAGAGGCCAAAAGACAAACUGAGAAACAGAGGAAAAAGUCCGAGCUAGAAUUAGUGAAACAGGGGAAAAGACCGUUUUACUUGAAGAAGUGUGAGUUCGAUUUUGUGCCAAGUUUAAUAGUCCAGUACCAGUGGUUCUUAUAGCAGUAGGUGUGAAGGCAAUGUGUCACCAAAACACUCAUUGUUUCUUCAUAACCAGUGAACCAAUUGUGUCGUUAAGCAUCUAUAAAAUCUUUAAAACUUAAGCACUCAUUUCCAUUGUUUACAGUAAAUCCCCUUUCUUUAAUACUUAUAAUUAGAUUCAAAGGAGAUUGAUGUUAGAAAAGGUUUCAAAUAAUGUUUUUUUUAGUGGUAGCAUACAACCAUGAAGGGUAUUCUUUUUUUUUUUUAACUCCAUUCUUGGUGGUCUUUGGUGAUUUUCUUGGUGAUUCUUUUUCAACUUCAUUCUUUCUGAUCAAGAAAACUGCAAGUACACUGUACGAUUAUAGUUGACAACUUUGAAGUCAUUAACUGUUCUUUUGUCUUUUCCAACAGCUGACAAAAGGAAGUUGGAACUUGCAGAGAAGUUUAAGAAGUUAAAGUCUUCAGGAAAGCUGGAUCAGUACCUUAAAAAGAAAGGAAAGAAAGUUGCAAGCAAAGAGAGGAAGAAAAUGCCCCAAAGGAGGGUCGUGGAAACCUAAAAACACUUUGAGCGGUAUUUUAAGCUUUCAAACAAAAGUGUAAUUGAAUGAAACAUCAAUGGGUACGCUGCAUGCAAAAGCAUCAGCUGACAGUGUCAGAUGUUAGGUCUGAGGCAUCAAGUUUAUUCAAUGUUGUCAGUCAGGACUCAACCCACUUAUUGAGCAGUGAACAGUUCCAUCUAGAUCUUCAAGUUGUUACAAUGUUUGCCAUGGUUGUCACACAGAAGAACCUAAAAAAAUAUGGGAAGAUGCCAUGAGUGCUCUAAACUCAUUACAACACAAUGGGUUAAAUGCCUAUCGUUGAAAGUGGUGUACAUAUACUUGUACAAAUUGUAAGCCUUCAUAACCCUGUUUGCUGUAUUUGUGAUUGUGAAAUGCAAUCUGAUUUUAUUGGUUUGGUUGGAAAAGAGCGUGAGUACUGUCUAGUUGGUUUUCCAUACUUGUCUCUUCCUGACUUCGAAAUUGUUGCCAUUUUGCCACUUUAGAAACAAAGAAGGACCUGGAGCCAUAAUGCGUCCUGCAAUUGUUUGUGGUAUAGUUACUGGGGACGCACCAGUUC